CCCCUCCCUUUCUAGGGUUUCCGACUCCUCAUCCACAUCGUUACCUUCCUCCUCUCGUCCUCGCGAGCGAUCACCGCAUCGGGAGGUGAUCCCUCUCUUUGCCACCGCACUUGUGCCGUUCGCACUUUCGAAGUCUACGUAUGAUGGUAAGAAAUUUAUAAAGGAUUUAGGUCUUGGUUAUGAGAAGAUCCACUCAUGCCAAAACAAUUGUAUAUUGUACUGGGGUGAUAGGUCAGAUGAACAAUCCUACCAUGUAUUCGGUGCUUCUCAUUGGUUAACAACUACUACUGACAAUGUAACCAGUGAUAAUGUGGGUAAUGCCAAAAGAAAAGGAGGACUUGCAAAGAUCUUGCAUUAUAUUCGUCUAAUACCAAGGCUUCAGAGGAUCUUGGAUUUCUGAAUGCAAUGGACAAGCAACAAAGAAGACAUAGAAUUUUGAUGGUGUCUGAUUUUUUCUACCCAAAUUUUGGCGGUGUGGAAAGUCACAUCUAUUAUCUGUCACAAUGCCUGCUUAAGCUUGGCCAUAAGGUUGUUGUCAUGACACAUGCAUAUGGACAACGUUCUGGUGUACGGUACAUGACUGGCGGUCUUAAAGUAUAUUACGUGCCUUGGAGGGCAUUAAUCAUGCAGAAUACAUUGCCAACAUUCUACUUUACCCUCCCAAUUGUAAGGACCAUUCUUGUUCGUGAAAGGAUAUCUGUUGUGCACGGGCAUCAAGCUUUUUCGACGCUGUGCCAUGAGGCCUUAAUGCAUGCCAGAACCAUGGGAUAUAAAACAGUUUUUACAGACCAUUCACUGUAUGGUUUUGCUGAUGUUGGAAGCAUUCACAUGAAUAAGGUGCUGCAGUUUACUUUGGCUGAUAUAGAUCAGGCUAUAUGUGUCUCGCAUACGAGCAAGGAGAACACUGUCCUCAGAUCUGGAAUACCACCAGAGAAAGUCUUCGUAGUACCUAAUGCCGUUGAUACUGCUAUGUUUACACCCUCCCCUAAUCGCCUUAGUUGUGAUGAAAUUGUUAUCGUCGUGAUAAGUAGAUUGGUCUAUCGCAAGGGUGCAGAUCUUUUGGUUGAAGUUAUUCCAGAAGUAUGCCGACUUUUUCCAAAUGUCCGCUUUAUUGUUGGAGGAGAUGGACCAAAACGUGUGCGUCUUGAAGAGAUGAGGGAAAAGUAUUCUCUCCAGGACAGAGUUGAAAUGUUGGGGGCUGUGCAGCAUGCUCAUGUACGAUCUGUACUGAUUUCUGGUCAUAUAUUUUUGAAUAGCUCGCUUACAGAAGCCUUUUGUAUAGCAAUUUUGGAAGCUGCUAGUUGUGGAUUGUUAACAGUGAGCACAAGGGUUGGAGGGGUCCCAGAGGUUCUACCAGAUGACAUGAUAGUACUAGCAGAACCAGCUCCAAGUGAUAUGGUGAGAGCUGUUAAAAAGGCAAUCGACAUGCUACCUUAUAUAGAUCCACAUGCCAUGCACCUCCGUAUGAAAAGCCUCUACAGUUGGCAUGACGUGGCCAGAAGAACGGAGAUUGUGUAUGAUCAUGCACUUCACUCCUCAAACAAGAAUCUGCUGGAACGCCUUCCGAGGUACCUUAGAUGCGGAGCUUGGGCAGGCAAGCUUUUCUGCCUGGUCAUGUUAGUCAAUUUUCUUUUAUGGCGCUUUCUCGAACUUUGGCAGCCUGUCGAAAGCAUCGAGGAGGUUCCCGACAUAACAUUUCCAUUGCAAAAUGAUGAGUUAAUGCAUGAUUCCGCUGAAGUUCUUUAAGUUGCGGGAAAGAAGCCUCAUCCGAAGGAGGAAUAUUUUUCUUUGAAAAAAGUUGCAGUUUCUCUGUGGAAUAUGUCAUACAAUUUCUCCGGAUUCAAAGCUGAGUCUUUUGUUUUGAGUAAUAGAUCUUCUGUUUUCUUGUUACAGGUAAGGGUGGAAGAGGAUCCUCUCAGUCGCAGAUAGAUUGUUGCUUCUUUUUCUUUUUUUUUUUCUCUUUUUCUUUUUUUUUUUCCUUUUUCCUUUUUCCUUUUUCCUUUUUUUCCUCCAAUGUAAUUUUAUGUGUUAGGCGUUUUUUAAUUAUUGCUACGCAUUGAAGUUUGAUUUGAUUGUAUGAGUACAUGUUUUCCUCGGAAAGAAAACCCAAGCAUUCUAAUGGAAAAAAGAGACCAUCCUCUUUUCGUUUUGGUUA
Molecule: messenger RNA, 2155 nt
Organism: Ananas comosus (pineapple)
Lineage: Eukaryota; Viridiplantae; Streptophyta; Magnoliopsida; Poales; Bromeliaceae
Product: phosphatidylinositol N-acetylglucosaminyltransferase subunit A
Exons: 11
Coding region: 406-1746 (446 amino acids)
Biological process (GO): GPI anchor biosynthetic process
Cellular component (GO): glycosylphosphatidylinositol-N-acetylglucosaminyltransferase (GPI-GnT) complex
Molecular function (GO): phosphatidylinositol N-acetylglucosaminyltransferase activity
Source: RefSeq, a predicted model, not a curated record